Armigeres subalbatus is the source of this 3358-nucleotide messenger RNA. RefSeq names its product cyclic nucleotide-gated cation channel beta-3 (gene CngB). Lineage: Eukaryota; Metazoa; Arthropoda; Insecta; Diptera; Culicidae. The record is from RefSeq and is a predicted model, not a curated record. Gene Ontology annotation, cellular component: plasma membrane; intracellular cyclic nucleotide activated cation channel complex. The transcript is spliced from 7 exons. Bases 191 to 3022 code for a protein of 943 amino acids. Gene Ontology annotation, biological process: monoatomic cation transmembrane transport. Gene Ontology annotation, molecular function: cGMP binding; intracellularly cGMP-activated cation channel activity; intracellularly cAMP-activated cation channel activity.
AUUUUUGCUUGCCAAAUUGUACCAUCAACUUUUGCUGGAUUGUCGAAAUUUAUUCUUUUGGUGGUAAAGAUCAAUCAAUUUGUUUUGUGAUUGUCGUGAAAUCCGCAAUUAUCGUUGCGUUGAAUUAUUGUUGCGAGUGGACUACUGACUAUUGCGCGUCUUUGCCGGUGUCGCGUUUUGCCGCGUGAGAAUGUCCUCGACAAGGUUAUCGAGUGCCUGGGAGGACAACAAGUCCCGCUCGGAGACCGUUCUCUUCCCGGACAAGUACUCCAGUGUAUCGCCGAAAAAUCGUUAUUCCACAUUUGCGGGUGGGAUGCCCCGGAACGGGAGUCGGGACGAGGGCAAGUUACAUAAAAGUCUGGAGGAAAUCUCCAAGGACAUCAAAGAACUAGAGGAUUUUAUAUCAGUAACAGAAGAAAUCUUGAAACGGGAACGUGAAUUUGACGAGCAGCUUUACAGGAGAGAACGUCAGAGAAAGGCAUUUGAGAAGAAAAUGCAAAAGAUCAAGAACAAGUGCAGUCCGACUAAAAUUUGCUUCGGGAAGACCGAUGGAUCCAGAGUUAAAUCACCGACCUUCAAAGUGAAUAUUACGCAAAAACGGCGAAUUAAGUCGUUCAGUCCCAAAAGUUAUAAGUCGAAGUUGUAUUUUCGGAACGGAAAAAUUGGCUGUUUGGAAGCGGAAGAAGCGGUGUCCAAUCUGAAAAGCACACAUGAAAUCGUCAAACGCAUCAUUAACGAUGAAAAUAACAUGCUGGUCAAGUUGGAACAUCAGCAUUUCACGGUGGGUCCUAAGGAGGAGUCGCCUACUUCGGUGGGGACUCCACUGGAAAGUUUGCAGAUGUGUGUGACAGAAUCGGCAACUUCCUUAUGCGACGAGCCUUGUAAAGAGGUCAUUGGUGGCGAACCUGGCGAUAAUGUGUCCGAGCCGAAAGCGGAUAUCAGUGAAAGUGAAAAGAGGAUAAUGGAAGAUAUGGAAGUCACGUGUCCAGCACUGGAAACGAAUGAAUUCGUUACAGGAAGACUACGACACCUGGCAAACCGUUUCUCGGAGCGAACGAAACGCAUGAGGAGCAAACUGGAAAUACCACCCACACCUUCCAGCAGUGCAAGCGCUCCAUCGACCGCCCCCUCCACACAGAAGCAUAAUGCAGAAUUACGUGCCAUUCAGCACUCCGCUCUCACCUUGCAAUCAGCAACGGGUGCGCGAACAUGCGAUCAUCAGUAUUUCUGUCCGAUUUUUUGCUCCGGUGCAACGAACGCCGUUCUGGACCCACAGGGCAAGUUCUACAUUUCGUGGCUGUUUAUCGUGUCGUUGUCUUUCCUGUACAAUGCGUGGGUUAUCCCUCUGCGCUCCUCGUUCCCGUUCCAGACGCCGGAGAACACCAAAUACUGGAUCGCUGUCGACAUUUGCGCCGAUGUUAUCUAUCUAAUUGACAUUCUGUUCGUGAAGCACAGAAUCAUGUACCUAUUUGAAGGUUUCUGGGUUAAGGAUACGGACCUGACGCGAAAGAACUACAUGAGGAAGCUUCAGUUCAAGAUGGACCUUUUGGCAUUGAUGCCACUGGAUUUACUCUAUCUGAAGUUUGGCACCGAGCAUGUGGUGUUUCGCGCUCCUCGUCUAUUGAAGAUUCAAAGCUUCUGGGAGUUUUUCAAACUGAUCGAUCGAGUUAUAUCGUCACCGCAUAUGAUACGAGUUGUUAAGACGCUCACAUAUAUGCUGUACAUGAUUCACCUGACUGCUUGUUCAUACUAUGCAUACAGUGCUUAUCAAGGCCUUGGUUCCAAUCGGUGGGUAUUCAACAACAAGGGCCACCCGUACGUUCGGUGCUUCGCCUUCGCUACGAAAACUGCAACCUCCAUCGGGAAGAAUCCCAAGCCGGAAAAGGAAGGCGAACUACUCUUCAUGACGGCAGCUUGGUUGAUGGGCGUAUUCGUGUUCGCACUGCUGAUUGGUCAAAUUAGGGACAUCAUCGCCACCGCAACCCGGUCGAAAUCCGAAUACAAACAGCUGGUGGACGAAACGUUGGAGUACAUGAGACAGCUGAACCUGCCGACCGAUUUGCAGCGUAGAGUGAAAAUGUGGUUUACGUUCACCUGGGAGCAGCAACGCAGUUUGGACGAGACUCACAUAAUGGACGCCUUGCCGUCAAAUUUGAAAACGGACAUCGCGAUUUCCGUACAUAUUCAUACGCUGUCCAAGGUGCAGCUAUUCGCUGAUUGCGAAGAGGCGUUACUUCGGGAGUUGGUGCUAAAGUUGAGAGCGGUAACUUUUCUUCCAGGGGACCAUGUAUGUCGUAAGGGGGAGGUGGGAAAAGAGAUGUACAUCGUGAAGACUGGUCAGGUACAGGUCAUGGGAGGUCCAAGAAACGAUGUAGUAUUAGCAACUUUGUAUGAAGGUUCGGUGUUUGGUGAAAUUAGUUUACUGGCGAUUAACGGAGCGGAAGGAAAUCGAAGAACAGCCGAUGUUCGUUCGAAAGGAUUUUCAAAUUUGUUUGUUUUGUCGAAAUCCGACUUGAAUGAAGCGAUUGUUCACUAUCCAAAUGCACAAGCCAUUUUGAAGAAACGUGCCAAGAGUUUGAUGCGUAAGAAUGCAGCUCGUGAAAAAGCGGAAUCUCAGCAAAGCAUUGAUGCGAAUGACGGAGAUACGGAUGUUGUGAUUAGCAACCCUGAUCACAGUAAGUCUCCCAAACUGUUGAAGACAGUUAUUCAAGCACUACCAAAAGAGUCGGCUGCAGUACUGCUGUUGAGCCAAGGCUUCAAAGGUGAUCACGUGAAGAUGGAUACGGAAGAACCUUCCAAGGCAAAUGACGAUACUGCCUCAAUUCGCAGCGUAGAAUUUCACACCACACAUGUCCAGAUCGAGAACGAAAAAAAUGUUGAGUUACCAUGUGAUUUGUUGUACAGUAUCAAACAAGAAUUGAUGGAUAACAAUAGUUAUAUCAAUCUGACGGACACCGAAAAAUAUAAACUGUUGAAUGAACUGUCCAAGGAUGAAUACGAACACAAAAAAUCUCCGGCCUAAGCUAAAUUCAGUCUACAGUUUGUAACGUUUCUAUUUUAUAUAGACUAUAUACGAUGUUCGACGAUGUCUUCUAAUUGCUUUUCGAUGUAAUCUAUCGUCAUAUUUCAAAUCAAGUUAAUUACAUCUAUGUAACUCGUGCCGAAACGUUCCUGUCUUUAUUCUAUAGAUUAACUGUAUGGCUAUGUGAUGUAAUAUGUGUAUACUAACACGCUACAUUUGCAUAAAAAUGAAUGAUUGUGGUGGCCUCGUAAAACCGGACCUGAUGUCAAUAAUUGUAUACUUAUUGAUUGUAAACAUUUAUUAGACAUUGAAGUAAUAAAUUAUUCUAACUAUAUA